AUGAAGAGGCUUCUGCUUCUAUUUUUGCUCUUUAUAACAUUUUCUUCUGCAUUUCCUACAGACCAAAAGAUGGAAAACGAAGAAAACAUGCAGCUGGCUGAGGCGUAUCUCAACCAGUUCUACUCUCUUGAAAUAGAAGGGAGUCAUCUUGUUCAAAGCACGAACAGGAGUCCUAUAGAUGGCAAAAUUCAAGAAAUGCAAGCAUUUUUUGGAUUGACAGUGACUGGAAAACUGGACUCAAACACACUUGAGAUCAUGAAGACACCCAGGUGUGGGGUGCCUGAUGUGGGUCAGUAUGGCUAUACUCUGCCUGGGUGGAACAAAUACAAUCUCACGUACAGAAUUAUGAACUAUACUCCAGAUAUGGCACGAGCUGAUGUAGACGAGGCUAUCCAAAAAGGUUUACAAGUGUGGAGCACAGUUACUCCACUAACAUUCACCAAGAUUUCCAAGGGGAUUGCAGACAUCAUGAUUGCGUUUAGGACCCGAGUCCAUGGGCAGUGUCCUCGUUAUUUUGAUGGCCCCUUGGGAGUCCUCGGCCAUGCCUUUCCUCCUGGUCUGGGUCUGGGUGGAGACACUCACUUCGAUGAGGAUGAAAAUUGGACCAAGGAUGGAGUAGGAUUCAACUUAUUUCUUGUGGCUGCUCAUGAAUUUGGUCAUUCACUGGGGCUCUCUCACUCCAAUGAUCCAACAGCUUUGAUGUUCCCAAAUUAUGUCUCCCUGGAUCCUAGCAAAUACCCACUUUCUCAGGAUGAUAUCAGUGGAAUCCAAUCCAUUUAUGGAGGUCUACCUAAGACACCUACUAAGCCUAAAGAACCCACUGUAUCCCAUGCCUGUGACCCUGAUGUGACUUUUGAUGCUAUCACCACUUUCCGCAGAGAAGUAAUGUUCUUUAAAGGCAGGCACGUAUGGAGGAUCUAUUAUGAUAUCACCAAUAUUGAAUUUGAAUUAAUCUCUUCCUUCUGGCCAUCUCUGCCAGCUGAUAUUCAAGCUGCAUAUGAGAACCCCAAAGAUAAGAUUCUGGUUUUUAAAGAUGACAACUUCUGGAUGAUCAGAGGAUAUGCUGUCUUGCCAGAUUAUCCCAAAUCCAUCUACACACUUGGCUUUCCAAGACAUGUAAAGAAAAUUGAUGCAGCUGUCUGUGACCACAACACAAGAAAAACCUACUUCUUUGUGGGCAUUUGGUGCUGGAGGUAUGACGAAGUGACCCAAACCAUGGACAAAGGGUAUCCACGGAGGGUGGUAAAAUACUUUCCGGGAAUUGGUCUCCGAGUUGAUGCUGCUUUUCAGCAGAAAGGUUUCUUUUAUUUCUUCCGUAGAUCAAAGCAAUUUGAAUAUGACCCUAAGGCAAAGAGCAUUACCCGAAUGAUGAAAACCAAUACUUGGUUUCAAUGUAAAGAACCAUUAAACUCAUCAUCUGAUUUUAAUAUCAGCAAGAAAGAAUUACAUUCAGGAGGAGUGGAGAUGUUUCAUCAUAAGAAUUUAAACUUGCUUAUUUUCAGUAUUGUUCAUGUGCUAAAAAAAAUCUACAGUUAUUAA
Messenger RNA from Diceros bicornis minor, 1539 nucleotides. RefSeq names its product matrix metallopeptidase 27 (gene MMP27). The record is from RefSeq and is a predicted model, not a curated record. Gene Ontology annotation, cellular component: extracellular matrix. Lineage: Eukaryota; Metazoa; Chordata; Mammalia; Perissodactyla; Rhinocerotidae. Gene Ontology annotation, molecular function: metalloendopeptidase activity; zinc ion binding. The coding region runs from base 1 to 1539 and encodes 512 amino acids. The transcript is spliced from 10 exons. Gene Ontology annotation, biological process: extracellular matrix organization; proteolysis; collagen catabolic process.